GACACAUCUCAACUGAGCCUAAAUUGAAAUCACUGCUUCCUAUACGAUUGUCUGACUUUACUUUCGCACCCAAUAUCACCUUUAGUUGCCGGUAGAACACUGAUUGCUUUACUACAGAAUGGAUGAAAAUACUCCUCUAGUAUCUGCCGAUACCCAUGUUGGACGCUCCGUUAUCAAACCAGUCAUUGAGCGAGCAGUUGCCAAUGAUGGAGAUUCUCAAGCCACAGUGAACUGCCAAGUGUGCAGGCAAGUUAUUACUUUCAUCCCUCGUGAAAAGCAAAUGGUGGUUCGAUGUCCACACUGUUCUGAGGCGACGCCUAUCAAAGGUCCACCGACUGGGAAACAGUAUGUUAGAUGCCCAUGCAAUUGCUUACUUGUCUGCAAUGAAUCCACAAGCAAAGUUGGUUGUCCUCGCCCGGAAUGUCAGAAAGUUAUUGUUAUUCGUGAAGAGGAUAGUGUGGGCUUUAUGGGUGGUAGCAAUAGGUUUUUACAGGGUCCAGCUACACAUGGAACAUUUGGUACUCCUCAAAGUCUACGCCUGUCGUGCGGUAAUUGUAAUUCACCAUUUUCCAUACCAUCACCCGAAUCUCAUUCGUUUGGACGUGUGAACUUGUUUACUGCACUUCUAUCUGGCAGGAACGCUUCCAAUGCCGCAGGACUUAUAACAGCAAGAUGUCCACAUUGUCAUAAAGUUACAUCUGUUGGUCCAGCCUUUGCUCGUGCACACUGGAUAGGUUAUGGUGUACUUGCUAUCGUUGCUAUUAUUAUAGCUAUUAGUGUAACUGCAGGGACAGCAGAAGCUGCCAUAGGAAACAAUGCUUUGUACUUCCUUUGGUCAAUUCUUUAUCUGGUCGCUUUAGUUCUUUUGUCGCGUGCAGUAGUUUUCAUGAUCAUGCCAGUCAGUUCAGUCGAAGUACCUACUUUACAAAUCUAGUUAAAUAUUUAUCAUGGGAAUCAUAAAAAUCGUCAAAUCUCAGAACAAUCCUUACUUCUAAUUGUCAUGUUUUUUAUUAUCACAUUGCUAAUUUUUGAUGGGUUAUCAAUUUCGAUAAGGUAAUUGCUGAUCCCUCAAAAAUGGAACUGAUCACCAUGAUCAUAUUGAUUUAUAUUUACAUUGGACUGAUCAUUGUGUAAUUAAUGAUUUCAAAAUUGUAUCAUCGAUAAACAUGCAUAUUGUUAUCAUCUCAUUUGUGUUCUAAAAAAACAUGUGAAUUAUAUACACUCACGUGUGUUGUAGUCAUCAUAAUUUUCAUUUGAAGUGAGGGUAAUGUAAUCUUCUAUUUCCAUUAUUCGAAUACGAUUAUCCAUCUUAUACAGGAAUACGCUGUGAAUUACACGCAUGUAAAUGUUUGUUUCUACACUGAAAUUAAUGCACAACCAACCGAUUGUGGAUCAUGCUUUACACAUUGUCGAUUACUCAUGUGUAUAACAAUCGUAUCAUGUUGUAGCCUCUUAAUGUGUAUUCUACACAGCCCCGGUCUUCGUUAAAUAAUCAUUUAUUUUCUCCUAUUUAAUAAUUAUAUUUAUUAAAUUCAGCUGUUUGUUAUAUGUACGAUUUUAUUUGCUACUCUAUUUAUUUUACAAUCGAUGACUAUAUUUUGUGAUCUAAUUUUUGUUUAAUUACUAACCGUAUACUAUAUGGCUGUUACACUAUAGCCUUAAAAAAUCAGUCAUGAGUG
Molecule: messenger RNA, 1679 nt
Organism: Schistosoma spindalis
Lineage: Eukaryota; Metazoa; Platyhelminthes; Trematoda; Strigeidida; Schistosomatidae
Source: the annotation of a GenBank genome assembly